Molecule: messenger RNA, 981 nt
Organism: Adineta ricciae
Lineage: Eukaryota; Metazoa; Rotifera; Eurotatoria; Adinetida; Adinetidae
Source: the annotation of a GenBank genome assembly
AUGUCAACGUUUACAAGAGCUAUGUGGAUGAAGAUAAGAGAUGGAUUCGAGUCCUCUAAACGGACUCCGACAUCAAAUACAACUUCAAACACAUCUGUUCCACCAUACGCAUCGCGAACGUACGCAUUCAAUGGAGAUGUCAUUAUGGAACUCGAUCGACAAGAGCGAGUAACCCAUGUGUCCUCAUCAGGACCUACACACCGUCCGUUAUUCACUGUUGGAGUUGGAGUCUUCGAUCUGUUAAUGCUGAUUAUUAUGUAUAUUGUUCAACGAGGAACAACGCUUACGUCUGACACAUGGAUUAAGAUGGGUGGUAAAUAUGUUCCUUGUAUGAAAGCUCUUACAUACAAAGCAGAACGAGAUAUGUACAAUUCUGGAUUGAAAUCUCAAUGCCAUGCAUUUCUUUUCCCUUAUCAAAUCUAUCGAUUUUUUACACCAAUGUUUUUACACGGUGGUGUUACACAUCUUUUGAACAAUCUUGUCUAUCAAGCAUUAGCUGGCUCUCUGUUAGAGAGAAAAUACGGCACGAAGACAUUCGCAAUAAGUUAUAUUCUAUUCGGUUUCAGCGGAAAUAUUAUGAGUGCAUUAAUUCGACCAAAGACGGUAUCGGUUGGCGCAUCAGGCGCUGUUUACGGUCUGUUAUUCUUCUGUAUUAUUGACAAUACAUUACGAAUUUUUACAAUCAAGAAUCUACAGGAUAAAAUCAUUCAAUUUCUCAUCAUGCUUUUGGUCAUACCAUACUUUGUUAUGAGCGUUUUUCUUGAUGUGGAUUUCUCCGGUCGUAUUGAUCAUGCAGCGCAUGGCGGUGGUGCAUUGAUGGGCAUUUUAGUUGCCCUUUUCCUGUGCGAAAUGCCAGAGUUCAUAACUAAACGCGUGCCAAAUGGAGCAAGGCGAAUUCAGUUUGUUGCAUUAGUUGCAAUUGUCGGUUACUUUUGUAUCUCAUUACUUGUUUUCUAUAUAAAACCGAUCCGUAUGAAAUAA